GGAGGGGGAGACUUGGUCCAGAAGGAGGGAGGGGGCAGCAGCAGCUCAGCCUCACUCACUGGUCGUGUCACACACACACAUGCAGCAGCCACCAGCUCUCCUGCAGCCGUAUUCUCUCUCCAGCAGGGGAUGCCUGCCCUGAGUACAUCCACCCCCUGACUGGGGAGAUGAGGAGAACAGGGGACCAUCCCUGACAGCCCUGCAGCCCAGCCCAGACACAUGAGAUCUCCACAGACGUCUAGCCCCAUUUACCAUCCUGGAGAGAGAGCUCAGUGGGGGAUACCUGUACCCUAUCCAGUGCCCUGUCUACCCUGCCUUGCCCCUUUGGGGGUUCUCAGACAUACAGUGCAGGCACCUGGUGACCCCCCACAUAUCAUGCAGGCACCCACCAGUCAGGGUAUAGGGGGACAAGCUUUGAGGACACUUCAACUCUGGCUGUCUCAGACACAGCAUCCUUAAAUAACCCCCCCACCCCCCCAAACCUUUCCCCCACAACAGCCCUUGUGCACUCUGCAUCACCAGCUCUACCAGAGCCCUCUCUGCCAGCUUUGCAGCCUUAGAUCUGUGCCCAGCCUGUGGAUGCAGUGAGGGGAGCCUGUCUGGGAGCAAGCGGCCCGUGUCUCACCCCAGCUGCCCUGUGGCCGUGGGCAGGCGAGUGCCAGAGAGGGGGACUAGGAUGCUGUGUGGAGCUGCUGUGAGUUGCUACAGUAGGAGCUGAAUGAUGGGGCUGGGACGUGUGCUACGUGCAGGGGACAUGCUGCUGACACUGACAUGGAUAGAGUGCAUCAGCUGGGGCAGCCCGUAAAGAGUGAAGGGAAGCCACCCAGCCAGGAGCUGGUGAAGCCUAGAGCUGUGCCCGCUCUGCAGUGUGCCAGGAUGGGGGUAGAGGGCUUCCCGCAGAUCCCUGUGACAGCAUGUCACCCACCCUCAGAUAUCCACUCUACCAUCAACCCGCUGAGCGCAGGCAACAGGUGCCACCUUCACCCGUCAUCCCUGCAGAACAAUGCAAGUGCGGAGCAUCUGUCUGCUAAUGCAGAAGAGGAAUCCCUGUUGGCAUGCACCGUGGCACCUGUUAGGGCACACAUUUUAGCACAUGGAGAAAAGUCAUUCGUGAGGACGGGGAUGACCGGCAUCCGGGAGAUAGCAGGCUCUUUUUCUAGGGAUGUGCCAGGCAAUGCCCCUUGCCAAGAAAUGCUGUUGUCUAUCAAUGGAAGAGGAGAUGGCUUGCCCGGUAAAAGAAAAUGGUCUGGGAAUGGGUUGGCAGAAAGUGGAGUUGCAGUCAUGGCAUCAGAAAGUGGACCUUCUGUAUUCCCUCCCAUGGAGGGCAAGAGAUGGAAAUCUGAAGUACACAUGGAUGCUCCCCAGCCUCGGCAAGAGCAUAGCUGUGGAAUGGGGGGACCCCUUGGCACCACACCUCCAACAAACAAUAGCUUAGUGAUCGCCCCCCAAAAAAUGGCUAUAGACUACAUUGUCCCAUGUAUGAUGUACUAUGGCAUUUGUGUCAAGGACCACUUUUUAGGAGAAACUUUGGGUUCCCAGGUCCUAAGUGAGGUGGAGUUCCUCAACCGCAGUGGGAAGUUUAGGGAUGGACAACUUGUCAGCCAGAGGACCAUACCCUCCAAAAACAUUCGGGGGGACCAGAUUGCCUGGGUGGAAGGGAAGGAGUCUGGCUGUGAAAGUAUUGGGACCUUUAUGUCCAGGAUAGACGAGGUCAUUAUGCACUGCAGCGGGAAACUGGGCAACUACAUCAUCAAUGGCCGCACUAAGGCAAUGGUGGCUUGCUAUCCUGGCAAUGGGAUGGGAUAUGUACGACAUGUGGAUAACCCAAACAGAGAUGGACGCUGCUUAACUUGCAUAUACUACCUAAAUCAAAACUGGGACACCAAGGUCCAUGGUGGGCUCCUACAAAUCUUCCCAGAAGGCCGUUCCGUUGUCGCCAAUAUUGAGCCAUUAUUUGACCGGUUAUUGAUAUUCUGGUCCGAUCGCCGUAAUCCUCAUGAAGUAAAACCAGCCUAUGCCAUGCGGUAUGCAAUCACCGUCUGGUAUUUUGAUGCAAAGGAACGAUCAGAGGCCAAAGACAAAUACAGACUAGCCAGCGGACAGAAGGGAGUCCAUGUUCCAGUUUCCCCACCUGGUGCAGUGUGACAGGGGGUAAUAAGCCUCCUAGCGAUCAUUCUGUGGGGGUCCCUGCUGAAUUGAAGCUGCUAUUACCCGUACUAGGGCUGGAAGUUGGGCGCUGAAUAAAGCGUGAAGUUUUCCUACAGUUGUGGGGAGAUCGUGGCUAUUUAAUCUUGUUGCCGGCUUCGGGAUCGCCUGCUGAAGCCCAUUUUGAAAUGUGAAUCUAGACCAAGACCAGUAGAUGAUUGCACAGGAGUGUGGCACCUGCUUCUGCAGGCUGUUGUACUGGCUCAGACUUUAACAAUUGCUGAAUGUUCACUCAGACAUUGCACAUACAGUAUACAGAGCGUGGGGACUGGAGGUAAAGGAUUGGGGGUCUGUGUAGUGAUUGUCCUUUUUGUCCUGCAAUGAUGGGACAGAGAGGGCAAGGGAUGGAAGAUGAAAGACCAGCAGAGGUGGGAUGAGCUGAGGGAGGACAGUGGGAUGGUGUACAGGAGCUACAGGGAAUGUCUGUGUCAUUUAUAAAGGGGUCAGUAGGCUGAUUAGGAGAAGGUGAGAGGUAUAUCCUACUGUAGGCACACCAAACAGCCACUCUUGGCUUGCCAGGUCGCAUGAGAUUCUUCUAGCAUCUGGCGUUUUAUUGCCAUAAAUGUGUCUUAGUCAUGACGAGUUCGAACAAGGAGACUCUGCUGAUCCUAGCUGCGCAAUGCAUUUUUGGCAACAAAAGACGCCCGACGUUAGCCGAGUUGCGUAGGACCUGGCGGCUCACUCACGCCGGGCGUAUCGUGCUGCGUGGCGUAUUGAGGCUAAAUAUAUGAGGACACAUCUGUAGUUUAGAAAUGAAGGUACAAGGAGGAUGAAUGGGGGAGGGGGGGGGAGCAUAUAGGAAAUCAUGACAGGGGUAGGAGCAGAUGAGAGGGGGUGAAAAGACAUCACAGGACAGUAUGAUUGAGUGAGAAACUCAUGCUCUGCCUCCAGCUGCUGCAGGUGUAGCCCAGACUCUGGCAGUGAGAGGGUUAAUGUGUGGAGAAUUCACACAACUUUUUAUGUGUUCUCCUCUUUAUGGUUAGUCCGUAACAGACUGGGGUGGAGGCAGAUGUUUGUAUGGAAGAAAGAAAAACGAUUUAUAAUGUUAGAGCUGCAAUAAAAAUUACCUCAUUAAAUUGUG
This is a messenger RNA of Pseudophryne corroboree (corroboree frog), 3286 nucleotides long. It is a transcript of the gene EGLN2, whose product is annotated as egl-9 family hypoxia inducible factor 2. The record is from RefSeq and is a predicted model, not a curated record. Bases 772 to 2145 code for a protein of 457 amino acids. Gene Ontology annotation, biological process: cellular response to hypoxia; peptidyl-proline hydroxylation to 4-hydroxy-L-proline. Lineage: Eukaryota; Metazoa; Chordata; Amphibia; Anura; Myobatrachidae. Gene Ontology annotation, cellular component: nucleus; cytoplasm. Gene Ontology annotation, molecular function: peptidyl-proline 4-dioxygenase activity; ferrous iron binding; L-ascorbic acid binding. The transcript is spliced from 6 exons.